AUGUGGGGCGAGACAUUCGACGAUUUCGAGAAUGAAGAGCAAGAGCUGGCGGUGGCCAAGCAGAAUCUGAUGAGCGAGCCGGCGCGUGCCGAUUUUACCUUCUCGAAGCUUCCAUUGGGAAUUCAGCCAGUGGACUUCAUGAAGACGCAUUUCGCUGAGACCGCCGGAAAAUCCAUGCAGUUCCGUAAAGGAACCACCACUCUCGCUUUCGUCUACGAGCCAGCUACACCAAACGAUAAGGGAGGAAUCAUCGUUGCCGUCGAUUCGCGUGCUUCCAGUGGAGAGUACAUCUCUUCCAAGUCCGUCAUGAAGAUCCUCGACAUUGGAGACCGCAUGGUUGCCACAAUGGCCGGAGGAGCCGCCGAUUGUCAAUUCUGGACCAGAAUCGUCGCCAAAUACUGCACCUUGUACGAGCUGCGCGAGAAGAACUCGAUCACUGUGAGCGCCGCCAGCAAGUACUUCGCCAAUGUGCUGUACGGAUACAGAGGACAAGGCUUAUCUGUUGGAUCGAUGGUUGCUGGAUACGAUAAGAAGGGACCACAAAUCUUCAAAGUCGACUCUGAAGGCGAUCGCUGUCAGUUGAAAGUGUGCUCCGUCGGAUCAGGAUCGCUCAAUGCCUACGGAAUCCUAGACAAUCACUAUAAGCCAAAGAUGACGGAUGAGGAGGCUAGAAAGCUUGGACUUCGUGCUAUCAUGCACGCCACCUACCGUGAUUCUGGAUCCGGUGGAGUUUGCAAUUUGUGCCACAUCACACCAACCGAAAAGAUCCGCCUGCCACCAAUGGACGUCAGCAAGCUGUGGUAUGAAUUCGCCGAUGAGCUUGGCAAGGACAUUGUCUACAACCCAGUUGAAUAA
Molecule: messenger RNA, 855 nt
Organism: Caenorhabditis briggsae
Lineage: Eukaryota; Metazoa; Nematoda; Chromadorea; Rhabditida; Rhabditidae
Gene: Cbr-pbs-5
Product: Protein CBR-PBS-5
Exons: 3
Coding region: 1-855 (284 amino acids)
Cellular component (GO): proteasome core complex
Molecular function (GO): threonine-type endopeptidase activity
Source: RefSeq, a predicted model, not a curated record